Molecule: messenger RNA, 2696 nt
Organism: Homarus americanus (American lobster)
Lineage: Eukaryota; Metazoa; Arthropoda; Malacostraca; Decapoda; Nephropidae
Product: cilia- and flagella-associated protein 298-A-like
Exons: 8
Coding region: 154-1026 (290 amino acids)
Biological process (GO): regulation of cilium movement
Source: RefSeq, a predicted model, not a curated record
AUGACGCUACUUGUGUGUGCUCAACCAGACAGUAAACAAGUGGCUGUGGUUCUCUGUGGUUUGUAAGUUGUUUAUCUUGUUUAUGUAUUAAUUAUUAGCAACCAUCACAUCAGAAGACAAGAUAAGUUGGCCCGGGUGAGUUAACAGUCGAGUAUGGUGAUCCUUCAUAUAAAACGUGGGGAUGAGAGCCACUUCUUACUGGAAGAUACGGUACAGUCACCGGUGGAAGAAGUGUUGAACAGAGUGGUGAUGAUUCAUAAUGGUAGACUGAAGGUACAAAGGAUCUGUAGUGAGAUGGAGCUGCUAGCUGAACAUGGCCCAGCACUGCCACCUGAGAUGCACGGCCUUACUGAUGAUCAAAUACAAGACCUUCACCUGAAGGAUGACUGGGCUGAAAUCUGUGUGGCCAGUGGAGGCCAUACAGAGAACAAAGAUCCCUGUGGAAGAAGAAAUGGAUGUCAACCACUAGAAAAAAUGCAGGAAGUAAUAAGGAAGACGAUAGCUGAGGCAAAAGGAAUUAUAUCAAAAGAGCAAGUGAAGAGCAACACUCGUCUAACAGAACAACAUAUUUGUGAUGCUCUUGAUAUGUUGCGAGGAGCUGUCAUGAUUGUCUACCCGAUGAACCUGCCAACACACGAUCCAAUCAGAGAAGAAUUGGAGAACCGGGAAUCAUUAAGUGGAACACAAGACCAGAAAUAUGUACUAGAGGCUCCUAUGACACAGUUAUGGUUUGCAGGCAAGGAAAUACUUUGUGGAAAGAAAUUACUCGAUUACUUGGGAAAGAAUGAAAAGACUAAGGUAAUAAUAAAAGUUCAGAAACGUGGUCAAGGAGCUCCAAGCAGAGAACCAGUACUGACGGAAGAGGCGAGGCAGGCAUUAAUGGUGGCAGAAUUUAAAAACCGAGAAGAACUUAAGAAAUUACAAGAUGAUGAUGAUGAUUCUUAUCAUAAUUCUUCUUGGGCGGACAACCACCAGCUCCACCGAGCCUUCCAAGGACUCGACAAUAUUUCAUGGAAGCCCCAUUGACUACCAAGUACGUGCUGUACAUGAGAACAGUAACAUGAGCCGCAGGUGAAAAUUAGUAUUUUAUCAAGUAUAUCUGACUGACUCUGUAGCUGCUGUUGUCCUCUUUUCUUCCCUUUAACUCCAUUUUAAUUUUCAUAGUAAAAUGUUUAUUAAACUGUUUUUAUGUUCACUGGAUACUUCCCAUAUUUCCUGACAUACCCUGUACAGUAUUAGGCUUAACACCGUGGAAGACGAACCCCUAACUCGACAAUUACCUUACACAGUAAUAUCUCCUUUAGCCAGAAUCCCUCAAAUCCGGGACACUCUGAUAGCCGGAAUUGAAAUUUUCUCGGAAAAUUGUUCCCAGUCGGAAUUUUCCGAGGAGCAAAUUUUCUGGAAAAUUAUGAGAAAAUUUCCCAAUACCCGGAAAAUUCCAGGGAUGGGGGAAUUUUUUUCCGGUUUUGAGAGAUGAAAAUCGGGCGCAUUUUGCGGAAAUUCAGGGAUUGGGGGACAUUUCUCCGGGUUCGACAUAUGAUGUAAUGGGCAGUUUCUGGAACUUCCAAGAACAUUUUUCCAUUACCCGGAAAAUUUGGGGGAUGAGGUAUAUUUUUCCAGGUUCGAGAGAGUCGUCACGUUACCCGGAAAUCUCUCAUUCCCAGAAGUGCUCUGCACCAAUUGUUCCGGCUAACGGGGAUAUCACUGUACCUGUAUUAAGUUUCACUGUGGUUUAUCUUCCCUAACGUAUCAUUUAACUGGAUGUUUUUAUCCAUGAAGUUAUAGAUUUAAGAACUCACAAAAUUAUAAAACAAUGAACACUUGUUGUGGCUACGACUGUAGCAUUAAAACAUCAAACUUCAAAAUGUGGAAUGCAGUACAUUAUACGGUAUUAUAAAAAAUACUGUAUUUUUGUAAAAAUAUGCAAUACAGUUUACAACAUUCUUGAUUACCAAUAUUCAGUUACCAGUACUCUAUAAAUCAAAACAUCAGUGUUCCAUAAGCUAGGUGCAGAGCCGAGACAGUUUAUACCUCUUAUUAACUCGUACGUCGCUACAACAAUACUGGUAAAAAAAAUUAUUCUAUAAAUCAACUCAGUAUGAUCAAAAACCUGUGUAAAACAGAAAAAUUCUACUUGUUGAGCUCUAGGAAUCCAAAUAAUGGAGCCUCUUGGGUGUGACCUUCGUCCGUCACCAUAAGAAUGACUCACUGACUGUCACAAUUCAUUGCACUGAUGCCACACCAAGUGCCUUUUUUAUAUUGUAUAUACUCUUAGCGACUCUGAAUGAUCUGUUUUUAUCCCACAACACAUAAUGAUAUAAUGCAGUGGUCACGGUGACACUUGUUAUAUACAUAAUUAUUGUACGUAUAUCAUAAAGUCUGCGUAAUUGUUUUUGUUAAAAUUUGGCAAGUAACAACAUACGUUAGUCAGCUGGUCAGUGAUGUCAAAUUUAUGAGUCCCGUACUGUAUUGGGGUGUACUAAAGUACAUAUGGGUGUGUAAAAUGCUAUAUAUUGAUUUUCCACCCCUUGUUGUUAUCAAUGAUUGAAUACUGUACAGUAUUAUUAUAAUUUAUCACAUUUCCCAAUCAAUAACAUGUAACAUUUGCAAUAAGUCGUGGAGACACACAGCAUAUUCAAUGUUUUGUAGGCGUAUGCAGGCGUUUGUAUGGCACUUAUUACAUUUAUCUAGUGUAU